Salpingoeca rosetta is the source of this 851-nucleotide messenger RNA. Its product is annotated as charged multivesicular body protein 2a. The transcript is spliced from 6 exons. Gene Ontology annotation, biological process: endosome transport via multivesicular body sorting pathway; protein transport; late endosome to vacuole transport. Gene Ontology annotation, cellular component: multivesicular body; ESCRT III complex. Lineage: Eukaryota; Choanoflagellata; Craspedida; Salpingoecidae. The coding region runs from base 267 to 851 and encodes 194 amino acids. The record is from RefSeq and is a predicted model, not a curated record.
UGGCCAUUGAAUCAAUCAACCGGGAACAAAUAAUAAAAAGCACCCAAGUUGAUGAGUCAUCAAGCAAGGAGGAGGCGGCACAACCAACCAACUCGACAACAAGCAACGACCACAGCAGACGACGGACAAGACGUGUGCGCUGCAUUCACACAAACAAAGGCCAGAGCAACAAGCAAGCAAAGGAAAGCAGAGCAAGGAAAACAAACGGAAGCAAAGAAAAGGAAGGGGAUCGUUGACAGACAGACACAUAACAACAACAACCGACCAUGGAGUGGCUGUUUGGGCGCAAGAAGACGCCGGAGGAGAUGAUGAAGGAGAACCAGCGGCUACUGCGACGCGCCAUGAGGGAUUUGGAUCGGGAACGUCAGAGCUUGGAACGGCAAGAGAAGAAGACCAUGAUGGACAUCAAGAAGGCGGCCCGCGCAGGGCAAGUGGAUGCGGCCAAGAUCAUGGCAAAGGACGUGGUGAGAACCCGCCGCUUCCAGAAGAAGAUGAUCAUGAUGAAAACACAGAUCCAAGCCGUCUCCCUCAAGAUCCAGACGCUCAAGGCCACAAACAGCAUGGCCAAGGCCAUGUCGGGCGUCACAAAGGCCAUGGCGCGCAUGAACAAGACGAUGAACAUUCCCGCAUUGCAGAAGAUCAUGGCAGAAUUCGAGAAACAGUCUGAGGUGAUGGAUAUGAAGCAGGAGAUGAUGGACGACGCUGUCGACGACGUCAUGGGCGAAGAGGAGGACGACGAGGAGAGAUCAAGCACCUUGGCGCCCGCGGAACACUGCGCAAGCAGGCUCCUCAUCACAGCUGCCUCGGCAUUGCACAAGAGACACGCAAGGGCGAUCGGUGAAGCGGAAUAG